UAUAAUUUGUUAAUAUUGCUUGUUUAUUAUUAAAUCAACUAUAGUCAAGUAGCUUUUCUACCAUAGUCUUCCUUCUCUUAUUUUCGUAUGCACCUUAGCCCUUGUAGCUCUCCUCGUCUUCUUGAAUCCCAAUUUAAAUAGAAUAUAUUUACUACAGUCCUAACCAAGUUUCUCUAGUCACAUGAAAAAUUUUAUAUGUUGCAAGUAUAACCUUUAUUAUAUAAUGGGGGGAGGAAGGGAGAGGGAAGGGUGCUCUCCUAUUAACCUAUUAUUUGACUAACAUAUAUCAAACAACUUCAAGCAAGACCCCAAUGGUACAAACUUUCGAACAUCUUCUUAUCAUGGAAGAAUUAUUCAUUACGUCUUCGAUACAAGAGGUAUCAGCAUCAUAUCAGAGAGAUCUAUAUUACGGAUGCUAUAUUCUCUGUGCUUGUUUUCGAGAAUCGUAUUACGGCCCUUCUUCUUUCCUUUGUCAAAUGUUGCUUCAGGGGGGGUUUUUGUCAUACUUCUUUUGCUCGAUAUUAAUGAACCACUCAAAUAUCGAUAUAUUGAGGUCAAGAGAUGUCUUUCUUGCAAACAAAACUUUCUAUGUCUUGUUGUAUUCCUAAAAACAAAACAAAAAAAACGAAAAUAUGACUGUGCGCUUUAGGUUUCUGCUUUGACUGUAUUAUUUGAUUCAUGCCAUGUACAUUAAAUUAUAUAAGUGGUGAAUUUUCUGAAUCAAAGGAUUGUUAUUUGUUGGUCAUGGAUAACACAUCUAUGCGAAACUUCUAUUGAUUAGUUUAAGUCUAUCAUAAAAAAAAAAGAAGUCAACAGAAGUCUGUAAUGAUGCUUCUUAUACUUAUCAUCUUUAAGACUCUAUUCAAAUUUUUGUGAAUAUUUUUGAAUUAUACUUUACAAAAAUAAUUUAUUUAAUAUCCUUCAAACUUUAUGUGUGUUUUACUUUAAACAAAUAUUUUCAUUAUA
Molecule: messenger RNA, 966 nt
Organism: Cokeromyces recurvatus
Lineage: Eukaryota; Fungi; Mucoromycota; Mucoromycetes; Mucorales; Mucoraceae
Exons: 4
Coding region: 312-608 (98 amino acids)
Source: RefSeq, a predicted model, not a curated record